AUGUCUCAAGUCCAGACUCCACCAGGCGUGACCAUCACCUGUGCGGUUGAAGCUCCCCAUCUGGCCAUCCUAACGCCCGAUGCACUCCAGUUCUUGGCCACCUUACAUCGCUACUUUGAACCUACCCGUCGUUCGCUUCUCCAGCGCCGCCAGCUCGAACAGGCCCGUUUGGAUGCCGGUGGUCUCCCAAACUUCCAUUCGGAAACGAAAUGGGUCAGAGAAAAUCUGGCCUGGCAAGCUGCUGGUCCAGCCCCUGGUUUGCGGGAUCGUCGGGUUGAAAUCACAGGACCAGUAGACCGCAAGAUGGUCAUCAACGCGCUUAACUCUGGCGCUGCUACCUUUAUGGCUGACUUUGAAGACUCGCAUGCCCCUACUUGGCUCAACAAUCUCGAUGGCCAGAUCAACAUGAGAGACGCCGUCCGAAGACAAAUUUCCUUCAAGGCCCCCAACGGGAAGGAUUAUAAACUCAACGAUCGUAUCGCCACUUUGAUCGUCCGAGCUCGAGGUUGGCACUUAGACGAACCUCAUCUCCUCGUUGACGGUCAACCCAUCAGCGGUGGCAUCUUUGACUUUGGGCUCUACUUUUUCCAUAAUGCCAAGGAGUGUAUCAAGAUGGGAUUCGGUCCUUACUUCUACCUCCCCAAAAUGGAGCACUACCUCGAGGCCAGAUUAUGGAACGAUAUCUUCAAAGUAGCCCAGGACUACAUUCACUUGCCACGAGGCACAAUCCGUGCCACUUGUUUAAUCGAGACAAUCCCUGCUGCAUUCCAAAUGGAUGAAUUCAUCUUCGAGCUCAAAGAGCAUUCGUCUGGUCUUAAUUGUGGACGAUGGGACUACAUAUUCUCGUUCAUCAAGAAAAUGCGCCACAAUCCUCAAUUUGUACUUCCCGACCGCUCCGAUGUCACGAUGACCGUCCCGUUCAUGGACGCCUAUGUCCGUCUUCUGAUCAAAACUUGCCAUUCAAGAGGCGUCGCUGCUAUGGGAGGAAUGAGUGCACAGAUUCCCAUCAAGGACAACCCCAAAGCAAAUGAGGCGGCGAUGAACAAAGUCAAAGCUGAUAAGUUGAGAGAGGUUAAAGCUGGUCACGACGGAACUUGGGUCGCUCAUCCUGCUUUGGUGAAAGUAGCUCUUGAUAUUUUCAAUGAAAACAUGGUCGGACCAAACCAAUAUCAUGUGCGUCGCUCGGAAGUGCAAGUGACUGCCCUCGAUUUGCUCAACACGAACGUACCCGGUAAAAUCACCGAGCAUGGUAUUCGCGAGAACGUAUCUGCAGCUUUACAAUACUGUGCUAAUUGGAUUACUGGCGUUGGCUGUGUACCGAUUGCGAACUUGAUGGAGGACGCUGCUACUGCAGAAAUAGCCCGCCUUCAAAUAUGGCAAUGGGUGAGACAUGGUUGUAUGACCGAUGCUCACAAGAAAAUUACUGCUGAGUGGAUCGACCAAAUCUUGGAGGAAGAAACUGCUCAAGCCAAGAAGACGACUGCCAAAGGGCUAGACCCAGCCAAGGUCGAUAUCGCGAAGCGCUAUUUGAGUUCGCAAGCUUAUGCGCCAGUUCCUGACGAUUUUCUGACCAGUGCGCUCAUGACCAGUUUGGAUGAUAUGGCUGCACCAAACCGACCGAAAUUGUAA
Messenger RNA from Puccinia triticina, 1629 nucleotides. RefSeq lists its product as uncharacterized. Bases 1 to 1629 code for a protein of 542 amino acids. Gene Ontology annotation, molecular function: malate synthase activity. Gene Ontology annotation, cellular component: peroxisomal matrix; cytoplasm. The record is from RefSeq and is a predicted model, not a curated record. Lineage: Eukaryota; Fungi; Basidiomycota; Pucciniomycetes; Pucciniales; Pucciniaceae. The transcript has 7 exons. Gene Ontology annotation, biological process: glyoxylate cycle.